Aspergillus ibericus CBS 121593 is the source of this 861-nucleotide messenger RNA. RefSeq lists its product as uncharacterized. Bases 1 to 861 code for a protein of 286 amino acids. The record is from RefSeq and is a predicted model, not a curated record. NCBI's taxonomy places the organism in Eukaryota, Fungi, Ascomycota, Eurotiomycetes, Eurotiales, Aspergillaceae. The transcript is spliced from 3 exons.
AUGAUGUUCGGGGGUAUUCUGGGUAGGAUCGCAUACCUCGUAUGCCUCCUGCUUGCUCUGCAAGAGAGAGGUUUCGUUCGUGCAGAGGGAUUCACCUUCCCCACGUCCACCGAGUACGAGUUCAUCGUGGGGGACCUGGUCAAUGUGUCCUGGAACGUGGUGACAUCGCGUGUUUCUCUGUAUGAGGUGUGCAGCUCGGCGGUUGCCCUGGACAUGCCAGUAAACGUCACCAAUGAUUACAGCUAUGUCUGGAACGCGACCCGCGACAACUACCGAGAGUCUGGCUGCGCCUUUGAGCUCGAGCCACUGGACUACAACGGCGAUCCCAACCCCCCCAACCUCACCAGCGUCCUGUUUGGCGUUAGCAAGCGCUAUAGUGGUGACCCGGCACCAGUAUCUUACAACUUUUACGGCACAACCAGCACGACGACCAGCACCGCAACCGCGACGUCUUCUACCUCCUCCACUACCUCGACGGCGGUGGCCGAAACAUCAGCAGCGUCCUCCAUUGAUCCCGCGGUUGCCCGGAAAAGCGGUCUCACCGUUGCCCAGAAAGUCGGAAUUGGACUCGGGGUUCCUCUGGGCGUGCUAGCGAUCGCUGUACUCGGUGGGGCUCUCGCCUUGCUGUAUCGUCGUCGAUCGCGAAAGCAGAGGAACUCGGAACAUUAUCCAAAUACGGAUCAAGCGGCAUCUCCCAUGAUGGUCGAGGAAGCGAAAGUACCGUCAGAUCCUCGCAUGUCCAGGGCAGAAACCUUGAUCGCAGAGCUGCCCUCGCACUCUGAUCUGGGGGGUAUUGACGAGAUGGAGGAUAACCGGCCGAUCAGUGAGCUGAUGGGGACGCCUCGGAACGAGCUGCAUUGA